Zingiber officinale is the source of this 1649-nucleotide messenger RNA. Its product is annotated as putative transcription factor bHLH041. Bases 31 to 1515 code for a protein of 494 amino acids. The transcript is spliced from 8 exons. The record is from RefSeq and is a predicted model, not a curated record. Lineage: Eukaryota; Viridiplantae; Streptophyta; Magnoliopsida; Zingiberales; Zingiberaceae. Gene Ontology annotation, molecular function: protein dimerization activity.
UCUUCUAUUUUGCUAGACGUAUAUUUAGCCAUGGACUCCAUCUUUCUCCUCAGCCCCAAGGCCCGCCGACCGUUCCUCUGCCGCGCCGGCAGCUCGUUGGGAUGCUCUUAUAUUUGCUUAUGGAUUCCUCUUCCUCUUCACUAUUUAUCAGCUACCAAUAGCUAUUACUUCGCAUCCAAGGAUGGAUGGCACCACGAAGACAAUGGCGGUCGGCCUAGUUCCUCUUCGGUCAUCUCCUCGAACACUAAAAGCCUCUUUGAAACCUACACUGGAUCUCUUAUCAACAUCCAGCACUCUAGUUCUGUUCCAGGAUUGGCAUACAUGAACAACCUUCCCUGCGUCGAACUAGGCGAAUCGGACCUCAUUGACUUGGCUUUGUUGCGAGUUCAACGACAAUUCUAUCAGGAAGCUGGAAUUAUGACUGCGAUUUUUCUGCGAUGCGCGAGCGGAGAAAUAGAAAUCGGCACAACGAUAUCCAGAAAUUAUGCAAACUUGCAUAUGAAUGCCCAGAAAGUAUUCACUCAGGAGUUCAUACAGCAUUCACAACUCGGAGAGGAGUUGCGGCCAAUGACACCGCUUAUAGGCCACAAUCGAUCGAAUUCUUCAUCGCCACUAGUUUCGUCUAACAAAGUUGAAAGCCCAGAGCAUGUAUCUCCUCUUCUACCAUACCAUAUAACGGCAAAGGCCUACUCUAACACUUCUCGAGACGAUGAAGUGAUCGCGAGAGCCAUAUUCGCUGUCAUCUCCUCGACUACUAAUACCUCCUAUAAGCUAUCGUCUAAGGCUGCUACAAAAGCAUUUGAACCUUAUGAUAAAACCAAUAGAGGUUCAUGUUUUGCACCUAUUACUGAUGGACAGAGGAUGAUUAAAAGGAUGUCUAGCCUGCUGAGGAACAUAAGCAAAGUAGGGUUUGAAGCGCAAAUGCAAGAGGUUCGGGCCGCUACAAGUAACAACAACCACUUGCUUCACACGAUAUCAGAACGCCGGCGUCGCGAGAAAAUCAAUGAGAACUUUGAGACUCUUAGAAUGGUACUCCCACAAGGGACCAAGAAGGACAAGGCAUCAGUGCUUACCAAUGCUAAGAACUUUGUAAACACAUUGAAAACCCAAAUAUCGAAGCUCGAGGAGAGGAAUCAACAACUAGAGAUGCAGAUUAAACUUGAUGAGCAUGAACAUGAUUCAAAUACUGAAAGAGUGGAAGUUUAUGUAGCCGAAUCAACAUCCGAAUCGACAUCUACAAGCAAGCAAAUCACACUCUCAAUAAUAGUGAGGACCGAAUGCAACAUGAUAAGUUUGAUUCUUUCUGUACUUGAAUGUCUGAACAAGAAGGCCGAUUUGAGUUUGGUAGCGAUAGAGGCAAGCGAAAGAACUCGGCGACCAAAUAUUCACAUGAAAGCAAGCAUCACAGUGUCGGUUAAGGUUUGCGACUGCGACAAGGAGUUAUUCAAGGAAGUUGUGGUGGAGGCAGUGAAUGAUGAAUUGGACAAAGCAAGAGCUUCUACCAUUGUUGUUUGAUGUGUGUUUCCAUACAGAUUUUUCAUGCAAUGAAUUCUAUGCUAAUCAUCAGAUAUCCUGAUGCCAUAUUCAACUUGUUCUACCUAGCAGUUUACUCGGUUGGUUAGUCUAGCUCGAAAACCGACAAGAGUGCU